This is a messenger RNA of Lutra lutra (Eurasian river otter), 2234 nucleotides long. It is a transcript of the gene ZMAT2, whose product is annotated as zinc finger matrin-type 2. The transcript has 6 exons. Gene Ontology annotation, cellular component: spliceosomal complex; U4/U6 x U5 tri-snRNP complex. NCBI's taxonomy places the organism in Eukaryota, Metazoa, Chordata, Mammalia, Carnivora, Mustelidae. Gene Ontology annotation, biological process: mRNA splicing, via spliceosome. The record is from RefSeq and is a predicted model, not a curated record. Gene Ontology annotation, molecular function: zinc ion binding; nucleic acid binding. Bases 130 to 729 code for a protein of 199 amino acids.
UUAGAAGCCCUCCAGUCCUUAGCUCGUUUAGAACGCGAGACUCUAACUUUAUUGGAGGGCAAGCUUGCUUUACGGCUCAGGGCCGCUUUUUACGUCAUUUUCCGGCUUCCCAUUCACUUCGCAGUGAAGAUGGCGUCGGGUAGCGGGACAAAAAACUUGGACUUUCGCCGAAAGUGGGACAAAGAUGAAUAUGAGAAACUCGCCGAGAAGAGGCUCACGGAAGAGAGAGAAAAGAAGGAUGGAAAACCAGUGCAGCCAGUCAAACGGGAGCUUCUCCGACAUAGAGACUAUAAGGUGGACCUGGAAUCCAAGCUUGGAAAGACAAUUGUCAUUACCAAGACCACGCCGCAAUCUGAGAUGGGAGGGUAUUACUGUAAUGUCUGUGACUGUGUGGUGAAGGACUCUAUCAACUUCCUGGAUCACAUUAAUGGAAAGAAACAUCAGCGAAAUCUGGGCAUGUCUAUGCGUGUGGAACGUUCCACCUUGGAUCAGGUGAAGAAACGUUUUGAAGUCAACAAGAAGAAGAUGGAAGAGAAACAGAAAGAUUACGAUUUUGAGGAAAGAAUGAAAGAGCUCAGAGAAGAGGAGGAAAAGGCCAAAGCCUACAAGAAAGAGAAACAGAAGGAGAAGAAAAGGAGGGCUGAGGAGGACUUGACAUUUGAGGAGGAUGAUGAGAUGGCAGCUGUGAUGGGCUUCUCUGGCUUUGGUUCCACCAAGAAGAGUUACUGAGGCUUUCUGUGCUUGGCUCUUUGCUGACUUUGUGUGUGUGUGGGGGGGUCAUUUUUUGGGGGGUACUUGGGAAAGUCCUUAAGAGCCACAAUGGGGAGGGCUAGAGGGUGGGUGUCUGUGGUUUCCCUCUACUUUGGGAGAGAGCACAGGAUGUGAAGGUAAUGUUGUGGCAUAUUCCCUCAGCCUCAGUAUGUCACUGGAGUCACAGGACCUCUGUCUGAGUUCCCAAUAAAGAAAAACCUCUUCUGAGGCUGCUUUCCCAAAACUCCCCCUGUAUCUUUCCCUCUUCAUCUGUCCAGUCUCUUCUCUGAGCAUCCUACAUUUAUCCUGUGUUUUCCCUGUUUUAAUUUUGACUCUUGCUUAGCCUGCAGCAGAAGGGUUUUCUGGGUCCCCAGUGUCCAGUUGAUAGCACAUUUUUGACCAGCCCUCUUUCUCCCUCAACCCCCUGUGGUUCUUCACCACCUGUGCAUGCAUGUGUAUUUCUGCCUGGGUCAGUGGUAUGUGCGGGCGUGUGUGCAUGAAUUUGUCACAUAGAGGGAGCCAGAGCUAGAACCUCAGAACAUUGCUGCCUUGGGGUCUUAUGUUCGUGGCUCCCUCAGUGCAUGUAACAGGAAAUUAAAUGGGACGAGUGUUUGGUGUGGUUUUUGUCUGGUGAGUUUUUUAACCUUUCUUUUUCAUAUGUAGACUGUUCAGCUUUUCCUGUUUGUUUCAUUUUGUUGAGGAUUACUCUUUUUUUUUUUUCUUCCUUGUGAGUAGGCUCUUGGAAGAACCUGUUUGAUGCAAAAAAGAAAAAGGAAAAAAAAAUUCAUAUGGGAGCCCUUGGGUCUCAGAGACUGUUCAACAUGUAUAAUAAAUGGCAUUGACUGGGCCUGUUAAUUUGGUGGGAACAUUCCAUAUUCUUCCCUGUGUAUUGUUUUUUUUUCUUCCUACACUGAAUAUUUACAUAUAGAGCUGCUGCUUUCUUUCUUCUCCCUUCAUUUGAGCCCUGUCACUUUUUUUUUUUCCCUAGGUUCCUUCAGCACGAGUUGUAUUUUCCUCUGAUGGGAUGUGUGUCCGGAGGAGUCUGAACAGAACUUUCCCUAUAAUUUUAGCCUCCUUUGGUCUGUUUUUGGAACAGUUUAUGGUUGAACUUAGUGUUUUCUUUACUAUCUGCAGUUAUGCUAAGCACAGGGUUACUUGGUUUUGGCACUAUUGACACUUGGGGCUGGUUAAUUCUUUGUUGUGGAGGCUCUCUUGUGCAUUUCAGGAUGUUUUUAGCAUAUCUCUAGCCUCUGCUCACUAGAUGCUGGUAGCACCUCCUCCCCGAGUUUGACAAAUAGGAUGUGUCCCCCUCCCAGUCCCAUUGAGAAGCAUUGAUAAGCUGCCUUCCCUACUUUGGUCUGACUUGAGAAUUGGAUGACACAUACUGCUUAACUGAAGAGAAAGCUUUGAUAUUCCCUGGAUUGGGUACUGUGCCAGAUCCCAGGGUUACAGAGGGAAAAAAAUCAGUCUCUUGAACAAACCAG